This is a messenger RNA of Trifolium pratense (red clover), 5496 nucleotides long. RefSeq names its product protein SHORTAGE IN CHIASMATA 1. The coding region runs from base 174 to 5219 and encodes 1681 amino acids. Lineage: Eukaryota; Viridiplantae; Streptophyta; Magnoliopsida; Fabales; Fabaceae. Gene Ontology annotation, biological process: reciprocal meiotic recombination; resolution of meiotic recombination intermediates. The record is from RefSeq and is a predicted model, not a curated record. The transcript is spliced from 9 exons.
GAAAAAGGGUAGGUCAGUUUGGCACUUUGGCAUAUAUAUAUUUUUUGUUAGAGGGAUAUUUAGAGAAAAAACAAAAAAUCCCCAAAUGUUAAUCCUCGUGUCUGUCUAUAAAUACAGAAAAUAAAGCGCCAAAUUCAAUUCGAUUUCGUUCCGUUACCUCCAUUUUCUUCAAAAUGCGAACUCGCUUUCUCAACAACGACUACUUCACUCUCCCUCCAUCCCAAACCAUCCCUUUCCUCCACCUCCCUGUCCCUCGCCUCCCUGCUCCGCCUUCCUCCGCCGUCAACCACCAUCUCCACCUCCUGUACUCUCCUUUCCCCGACGUCUCCCUCCACAUCGAUCCUUUCCCGAUCCAAUCCGCACUCUCCUCUUUCCUCUCCUCCGUCCUCCCUCACAAAAUCAACCUCCAAUCACACGAUCUCGAAGUUCCAAUUCCAGAUCUAGCUUCCUCCGUUGCCAAUUAUCAAAAUCGCAAGGGAGAAGCUGAUUUUGUCUUGGAAGAUUAUGUUUCCGAUGGUGAUAUUGAAUUUUCCAAUGAGAGUAAAACGGUUACUCGUAGUGAUGAGAAUGAAGUCGUUUAUGAACCGAUUCAAUUCGAAGCACCUGAGCAACUGGACGCACUCUUGGAAAAUGUAUGCUUCACUGAGAAGGAGCGGAUGCAAAUGUUGUCUCAGACUCCAGAGGUUGAAAAUAGCAUGGAAAUGCUCAUGCCUGAGUCAUUAAUGCAGUACCCUUACGAGGAUCUGGAAUCAGUAUCAAGGGUUGAGGAUGUUAUUUCUGAGUACCUGAAUGGGGAUAAUGCAUACACUGUAGAAGGUAAUAUUUCUGCUCAGCCCCUGCCACACUCCGACAAAAAGACAUUUCUCAUUUUGGAAGUGGAUGAGGAAAGUUUGGGAAUUCCCACAAGCUUAUCUAUGGUAGAUAUUGUUGAAUCAUAUUUUGGAGAUCUCAGACCUCAAAGUUUUGAUGAACGAUACCAGUCCAUAACAGAGGGAAAUUCACUAUUGGAUUCGAAAGUGCAUGACAUGGUGAAGUUGUUCUCAGAAGACUGUGUAUCAAAGAAGAGUUUGGUGUUAUCAGAUCUAUUUCCUGAAAGAGAUUUUAUAAAUAUGUUGGAAAAUGAACAUGUGGGUGGGAAUGCUACUCUAGAUGGGACAUUGCAGGCUGAUUAUCAUUUAUUAGUGAAUCUAAUUACCUUCCAGGAGUUCGUGUUCCUUGAUGAGGACAUGAUUAAUACCUUUGAAGCUUUUUAUGAUACAAAAGCACCGGAUGAUCUAGAAACAAGUGACCGGAUGUUCAAGAAAGAGUUUAACUUUAAGAGUUUUGAUGAAUUGAUUGUUAGUAAUGAGAUGGCACUAAUAGAUGACACUUUCAAAUCAUUGCCUGUACCAGUAAUCUCUGAUCACAAAAAGAUGAUAAAUGUGCAUGAUAUCAUUGGAGAACUAUUUUCAAAUGUGAAGACCCUGCCCUUAUAUGCAUCUGAUGGAAUUUACUUGAACUGGGAUCUACUGGAAGAAGAUAAAUGCAAUUACAAUAUAUCUAAUUGGUAUCAGAACAUAUGGGCAAAGAUAGAUAUGAACAACUAUGAUUUCAGAGGAAAAUCUUUUGACGAUACAAAUAUGAUAUUUGAUUUAGUUUUCUUUGGUGAUACUGUAGGUGAAUGUGACCUUAAAAAUAGUGAAGAGUUGCAGAAUUUACUUUCUCAUAGAAUUUCUCAGCUUGACAAUCAGUCUGUAGAAUUUGCUGCGAGCACACUCUUAGAACAUGGAUCUUCCAAUAAAGGAUGUCAAGAACGGUUACCUGAAAAAAAAGUACAGAAUACUUCAAUGUCAGAAAUCAGCAACCGUAGUGAUACUAUAGGUAAAGGUGACCUUCAACAAAGUGAAGAGUUGCAGAAGUUGCUUUCUGAUGGGGUUUCUCAGCUUGACAAUCAGCCUGUAGAAUUUUCUGCAAGCAAAGUUAUAGAAAAUGGAUCUUCAAAUAAAGGAUAUCGGGAACAAUUACCUGAAAGAAAUGCAGAGAGGGCAUCAUUAUUAUUUAAGUCUAUGUCAGAAGUCAGUAACAUUGAUUAUUUCUUAAAUCCUCAAAAAGCAACCAUUAAGGGGAGUUGCCACUUUGCAGUAGAUUCCACCAAUGGUAAUGUUAAUAUUCCAAAUAUUCCAUCCACCGCAUUGAAAGAUGGUAUACAAUCACUAGGAUGGCACACUGUUCUGCAUAGAGUAAAGCUAUCAGAUAAUAUUGUGUCCCUUGCUAGAUAUUUUGAAAAAAGCUAUCUGGCUAUUUUGCAGAGUGAUACAGAGCUGACAAAGACGCAUAAAUCAGAUGUACAUUAUUUUGAUUUGCUGAGUCUUCAAAAGCACAAGCUGAUUGAAUUCCAUGUAAAUCAAAAUAAUAUGGCGUUUAUUGUGUUAAGUGCAAUUAAACAGGCAGUUUGGUACUUAUGUUUCUAUGGUCUCAAUCCAGCAUGCUUGUAUCUAGAAAAACUAUGUCAAAACACGGACUACUUGAAAUCAAGAUUAGGCAUCCUCCAAUCUUUGAUCAAAGAUGAAAUCAGGAAGAUGGGAAAAAAUAUUACUAUGGCACACCCAUCACUGACAAUUGUCAAGGAAAUUUUACAGGCAAACAUCAAACGGGAUAGUUUGAAAGCUCUAAUUGUGGCUGAAGAAGUAUUCUGGUGGCCUUUGAAAAACCUCAUUCUCUCGUUGGGGUUAUCAUUUGGUGAACUAAAUAAUUCUUACAGAAAUCAGCCAUUUGCAAAUAAUCUUCUGCCUGAGGACACUCAUACUAAAAUGACGGAACUUCUGAGCUCAGACUGCUUGCUGGUUUCAUUCAAGCAUGUUUCUCCAUUUUUUCCAUUCAACAAAUUCAGCAUUAUCUUGGAAUAUGGUGGUCCACAGGGCUCAUCUAGAAUAUCUGAACUUUCAUCAAACUCGGUUGGAUUGCCUAAUCUUCAUUUUUUGAUGGUUGAAUUGGAUGACCAUGGCGUUCUCAAAGCACUCUGUCAAGGUGUUGAAAUGCCUCCAUAUACUGAAACCUUGCUGGAAACCGAGACUCCUCUUAUUUCCAAUCACAAGGAAAGUAUGGUGAAGCGAAAGUUUGAGCGACUAUUGAACUUUUAUCCUGUGGAACAAAGCUAUGAUAUGAAAUCUUCGAAGACUGCACUUGAAGCAGACAAUUUGGUGCCUCUAGUUCCUGCUGUGAAAACUGAUUAUGGCCAUCAAAGCUGGGAGUCUUUUGCUGGACCAGUUAUCAUUGUAAAUACUCAAAAUGUAGAUAAGGAGAUGAUAGUGUCUAGAAGAAGCUCUUACCAAGUAAUUCUUGCAAUGGAGAAAAGAGGAAUUCAAGUUGUCGAACGUGAUUUAGAAUUACCUGUGGAUAUUAUAUUAAGUUCAGCAGUUUGCUUGGCAUGGUAUGAUAGUAGAAAUCUUGGGAAGAAAGCAACUCCAGCGAAUGAGGCAUCUUCAAGCUUACCUUUAUAUAUUGAGAGUAUUGCAACUGAUGUUCUGCCAUUGCUUAGUUUUUACUUUCGUGCCUGCUUUCUGGUCUUUGAAGGAGAAUUUAACUUUCUUUCAACUAUUAUGGAGUCCUCGGAUGGACUUUAUGCAGCAGCAACAAGUCUAGGAAUUGAUUUGCAGAUUUUCUUCUCGUACUCACCUGAGUUGACCAGUGAGAUUAUGAUAAACUGCAUUAGGAGCACUGCCAUUCAGACAAGGGGUCUGUAUCCCAAAAUGCCUGAUUCGGUAACUCUAGCAGAGUCAUUUCUUACACAAUUUCCUGGAAUAAAUCCUUUAACAGCACACUCUAUACUAUCUUUAGAGGCCACACUUAAUGAGUUUCUUGCGUGGUCACAUGAACAAAGGAUGCGUGUUUUAGAAAAAUAUCAUGUUCCCGAAGAAAGUCUUUCUCUACUCGGUGUUUUCUGCAGAUAUGGAGAACGCGAGGAUUCAAAAUCCAUAAUGACAGACUGCUCCUCUUCAGUAUCUUCUGGUCCAGACUCAGAUAGAUGUCACUUUUAUCAAGGUGACAAUAAAAGAAAAAGAACAAACCCUGUGAUCAUUGAUCAGAAUGAUGAACUAUGUUUUGAUGAAUUGUUGCAAUUCGAAACAAUGAACCAAGAAGUUCAGGCUGCCCCAGAUUCGUCUACCUUGCAAAAUCAUUUUGAUUUUGGUAUGUCAAGAGAUGCUGGGAGAUCCAGAGACUUGGGAAAAGCUAGAUUCUGCAUGAAUGACACGUUUUGCCAAAAGCGAAGAAACAUUGAGACAACAAUGAGAAAUUCCAGAGUCUCCAAAUCAUCGUGGAACGGAAGAGCUCCCCAAAUAUCAGAGCAGCUAGAACAGCCCAGUUUAUCUUUUAAAAAUAGAGAGUUGUCUCAAAAUGAAAUAAUGGAUACUGGUUUGAAUUGGCACAACCUUGGUAAUUUUGAGAAGCUGCAUGAGGACAUUAGAGGUGAGGUAGUUGAUUUGACUAAUAGUCCUCUAUUAGAUGAAAGCUUCUCCAUUUCUGACUCCAAGUAUUUCCCAAAUUUGAUAACUGAGACGGAGAAAGAUCAUAUGAGAAACAAUAAAAUUGUAAGGAAAUUGUCAUUUGAUAAUAAUAUUCACCCAGAAACCAACUCAACAUGGAGAUCAGUGAGACAUACAGGAGAAGUUGAUCACCAUGCAGAACCUGACUUUGGAAGAGAUGCAUUUCCUCUUGAUUUCAAUCCGCAUGGGAACAUUGAUUCAACUCCAGUAAGAAACUUUGGAGGAAUAACCUUCCAGGAGGGAAUGUCAUAUUUGAGUGAAACUCCACUCUCACGUGUCCGCAGGUCAGGUACUCCGUUAAAGAAUUCACCUUGGACUACUGAAUUUAUUAAUAAAGUCAAAGAAAAGAGCAAACUGCGUCAAAAAUCAGCAUUAAGUGGGAAUAUCGGCUCCUAUUUUGGGUAUCGGGGGAAUAUUUCGAGUGCUUCUAAGAAGAGAAGUCCCUCUAUACUUGAGUCCUUUAGGUACCAACCUAGUAAAACACCAGGAAAUAUUCAGGAACAGAAAAGACAAAAGCAAUCUGGUGGACAAUCUUCAAACUCAGCCAAGAAAGGAAGAUAUUCUGUUCCCGUAUCCUCAUCAACUCCCAAUGACAAGAGAUCGACAAAGACACUUACAUUUGGGAAGAGCGCAAGUGGAGGUCAAACUAAGCUGGUCUGGAGUGAUAAAAGAAAGUUUCCAUAUCAGGCACAUUAAUCUAUUACUGGAGAGAAGAAUGGAGGUUUAUAUUAUAUGACCCUGGGUUUAAUAACUUUUGAAAUGUAGUUUGGUAAAAGCAUAGUUACGGAGUACAUCUCGUAUGAUUUAAGUUUCAUGUAUUUAGUUUAGUUUCAUCUAACUAAGAAACUCUCAAUUCAAUUAUCAAAAAGAGAAAAGAAACUACCAAUUGAGUUCCUUUCUGUACUUGGUACAUAUCCAAUAUUUCUCCAUAAAAAUGAUCAAAUUGUUGACAAAUGACAAUCCAUUUGGUACA